Molecule: messenger RNA, 2423 nt
Organism: Diorhabda carinulata
Lineage: Eukaryota; Metazoa; Arthropoda; Insecta; Coleoptera; Chrysomelidae
Product: glucose dehydrogenase [FAD, quinone]-like
Exons: 9
Coding region: 153-1970 (605 amino acids)
Molecular function (GO): flavin adenine dinucleotide binding; oxidoreductase activity, acting on CH-OH group of donors
Source: RefSeq, a predicted model, not a curated record
GAGGGAUUUAGACCAAAUCUUUUAGUCUACAUGGUCGAGUAUUCUUGAGUUAACCAUCGCACGUGUGUGACUUGUACCAAGGUUAUUUAAACACGUAAUCAACUAGUAUUUUUUAUUCGAAAACUUAAUACAAAAAAAGUGGGAUUGAAAAGAUGUAUAAAAUCAUUGUUGGUAUAAUUUUUAAAAUUACUUUGGUUUCCUCUUCUAUUUUAUUACCCAUAUAUGAAAAAAAUAAUUUGGAAGGAAAAUAUAGCGCAAACCAAACUUACGAUUUUAUCGUAAUCGGUUCAGGACCUUCUGGUGCAGUAAUCGCAAAUAGGUUAUCAGAAGUACCAGAAUGGAACGUAUUAUUAAUAGAAGCCGGUACCGUCCCUAGCGUCCUUACAGAUAUCCCUGCGAUAUGCGGUAGUUGGCAAUUUACAGGGUAUGAUUGGGGAUAUUGGACACAACCACAACAUCAAUUUUGUAAAGGUUGUAUCAAAAAUUCCCUCAAAUAUGGGCACGGGAAAGUACUGGGAGGUACCAGCAUAAUCAAUUUCAUGAUACAUGUACGAGGUAAUCGCAGGGAUUACGACAGAUGGGCUAAAUUAGGGAAUCCUGGAUGGUCAUACAAGGAAGUUUUUCCUUAUUUCCUCAAAUCAGAAGACGCAAGAAUAGAAAAAGCAGAUAAAGGAUAUCACAAUAAAGGAGGAUAUUUGACGGUUAGCGAUAUACCAUUCAGAAGCCAGUUGAUUGAAGAUAUGGUCCAGAGUGCUAUAGAGGCCGGAUAUCAAUACGUCGAUUAUAACGGCAAAGAACAAAUAGGAGUUUCCUAUGUUCAAUCUCAAACACGCGAUGGAAAACGUUGUAGCGCGGAAAAAGCUUUCCUUAGACCCAUAGCGAAUAGAAAAAACCUAAAAAUUCUUUUGAAAAGUAGAGUAGUUAAAAUUCUCAUUGAUCCAAAUACGAAACAAGCUUAUGGUGUUAAAUUUGCCAGAAACAAAAAAUACUACUACGCUUUCGCUAAUAAAGAAGUAAUUUUAAGUGCUGGUGGACUAAAUUCACCUCAAUUGUUGAUGUUAUCGGGUAUUGGACCUGAGGAUCACUUAAAAGAGCUUGAUAUACCUUUAUUAGCGAAUUUACCUGUAGGUAAAAAAAUGUACGAUCACGCAACCUUCAUGGGACUAUCUUUCGAAAUGAACGAAAAUGUAGCUCUAGAUCAGAUAGCAAUAUUAAGAAACGUCACUACUCUAAUUGAUUUCGUCGAAGGUAGUAAAGGACCUUAUACUAGCAUAGGAGGCGUUGAAGGUUUGAUUUAUCUACAAACGAAAGAAUCAACGGAUCCUGAUCCGCUUUACCCCGAUAUGGAAUUAAUACUUCUAGGAGGAAAUUUAGGGUCUGAUAGAGGCCAAACUUUCAGAGAAAUGCUUAACAUACCUCGCAGUACUUAUGAUAAAGUUUGGAAACCGUACGAAAAUAAAGGAUGGUAUCAGAUAUCGCCGAUGUUAUUACAUCCUAAAUCGGUAGGUUCGUUAAGAUUGUCUUCAAAAAAUCCAUUCCGUUGGCCCAAAAUAUACGCUAAUUUCUUCACAGAUACAGAAAAUAAAGAUAUUAAAACUUUUAUAGCCGCCAUAAGAGAAAUUCAAAGACUUAGUAGAACUAAUGUUAUGAAAAAAUUAGGAGCUAAGUUAAUACAAACGCCAAUACCUGGUUGUGAAGGUGAAAUAUUCGACAGCGAUGAUUAUUGGGAAUGUGCACUUAGAUCUCUAACUAGUUCUUUGUGGCAUCAAGUAUCUACUUGCAAAAUGGGUCCUAAACAAGAUCCCGAAGCUGUGGUAGAUAAUGAAGGAAAAGUACAUGGUAUCCGAAAUCUUAGAGUGGCUGAUACCAGCAUCAUACCGAUCACUUUGAGUGCUCAUACUGCAGCACCUUCUUAUAUGAUUGGAGAAAGAAUAUCUGACUUUAUAAAAGAAAAAUGGAACAAGUUUUGAAUUAUUUAUGAUAAUUAAGUGUCAUAUUUACGAAUAGCGAAUUCUGAGUUGAGGUUUUUCGAUACUUUUUUUCAAAAAUUUCAUUUAUUUAAAGUCGUAGCGAUUCUAUAAGUAUCAGUUUUCUUUCGGACCGAAGGUAAUGUUUAUGAGCUUCGGAAAAGAUUUAUUUUGGUAAAAUUUGUUCAAAAUUUGAUAUUUUUUCAAUUUAAAUUCAUAAUGUAGUCAGAUUAUUGUUUGAAAAUAAUAUAUUUUUGACUUGUGAGUCAGAGGAGAUUUGGAAAACACUUAGUGGUUUAAAAUAAAAAGUUUUACCCAAGUUAAAAGGACGUAGUUUAUAAAAAACUAUCAACCUCGUAAUAUUAUUAUUUGUGAUAAACCAAAGCAAAAUAGUUCUCUAAUAUUUUUUAUAUCUUUUAUAAAAAAAAUGUAUACAAAUAAAAAAAAUGAAACCAA